This is a messenger RNA of Leptinotarsa decemlineata (Colorado potato beetle), 416 nucleotides long. RefSeq names its product neuropeptide-like 4. Lineage: Eukaryota; Metazoa; Arthropoda; Insecta; Coleoptera; Chrysomelidae. The record is from RefSeq and is a predicted model, not a curated record.
UUUCAAUUAGUUCUAUCCCCACUGAAAAAACUAGUAUAAAUGUUGACGAAUGAUUGAUAAGAUAUCACUUGACAGUUGAAAAUCAAGAAAACAAACCAAAUCAAAAUGUUCAAAUUGUUCAUUCUUGUUGCCAUUUUCGCCGUUGCCAUAGCUAACCCCGCUCCUGAAGCAAAAGCUGAUCCAAAGGCAUCACCAGAUCCUAGCCUGUUUGCAGCCUAUACUGCUCCAGUUGUCGCCGCUCCUGUUGCCUACACAUCUGCCUAUUCUGCUCCUUUGGCUUAUGCUAGUUAUGUCGCUCCCUCUGUAUAUUCUGCUGGAUAUACUGCCUACUCACCUUAUGCGGGAUCUUACGUCGUUUUAUAGAAUACUCAUAACUGUGAUAUUAAUUUUUCUCAAUAAAUGUGAUUGAAACUCAA